AAACAACGUUGAAUUGCCAUCAACUCGAAAAUCCAUAGCUUAAACACAGACCAUGCCUGAUAUAUUCACCAGCGUUUGGGUAGAAAUUUCGCAAAGCUUAAAGGAUAGAAUUUCAUUUGUUAUUGAUGCUGAUGUAUACCUAAACAAACUCUGCAAGCGCACUGGAACACGGAUGGUGGACAUGCACAAUAACUCCACAGCCAUCCAUGGGAGGUGGGGUCAAAUCCUUUUACUUCAUAGACUCUUGAUGAAAAAGCAGUGGAGGAAGCUGAACAGGAGCAAUACCUCUAAAAGAUUGUUUAAGGGGUGCAGAUUACGGAGACAGAAAUUACUUACUGAGCAAAGAAAAGACCAUUGUGAGGCAAUUAAAGAUGGGAACACCUUAAUAAAAUUAGAUGACGACUUGAACGGCUUAAUAUCUGAAAGUUCCGUAAAUCAUGAGAUAGCCGCUUCAAGAACUGUACAAAAAACUGACAUUCUUCAAGAAGAACAAGCAAAAGAUGAGCAACGGGUCACAACUGCUGAUUGUCAGUUGCAAUGUGAACAGACCAUCACCGAGUCAUCUGAUAGAGAACCUGUUGAUAAAUUGGAGAGCAAAUAUGAACGUGAUGAAAGUGAAGAUAGCAUCAAUAGUGAUGAUGAAAAAGAGCUAAAGAUGAAUGAAAUUCAAACAAAUGAAAAGGAACUGCACCCUGAAAAGUCAUUGAAAGUAUUCAAAUGCACCAAAUGUGACUUUACCAGUAACCAUAGAAAUUCUGUAAGGGAUCAUGGAUUAAGGGUUCAUUUGGCAAUACCUGAAAAAUGCCAGUUGUGUGAAAAAGUUUUUCCUAGUUGUCAGCACUUGAAAAGACACAUGGUUUGCCACCAAAACGUACAGAGCAUUUGUGAUGUCUGUGGAAAAGUUUAUAAAACUGCAAGAACUUUAGAAAAGCACAGGAAAACACAUUGCAGUAAUUUUCAGCUUCCAAAUUUUCAAUGCUUACAAUGUAAAAGCUCAUUUUCUUCUAAGGCAGUGUUAGAAAACCACAUAGAAACUCAACAUGCAGGAAAGAAAGCAUCUUUCUUGUGUGCAACAUGUGGAAAGGUAUUCACCCGAAAAUACUCUCUACAGCAACAUCAGCUUCUCCACACAGGGUCCAGGCUUACAUGUGAUGUGUGUCACAAGUCAUUCUCAUGUGAAUCAUCCCUAAGAGAUCACAAAAAUAUCCAUUCAGAUUUAAAGUCAUACCAGUGUCCUGUUUGCUUCAAGUCUUUCAACCAGAGGACGUCACUGCAGAAGCACUCAAAGAUUCAUGCUGGAGACAAGUCAUUCAAGUGUACGGAAUGCGGGAGAGGGUUCACCCAGAAACAGGCUCUGCAGAGACAUGAAAGGUCUCACAAGGGACUGAAGCCAUUCACUUGUAAGAUUUGCCACAAAUCUUAUGGCGAUGCAGCAAUUAUCAGGAAGCACCUAAUUCUUGUUCACAAAAUUAACAAAGAUCCAUUGAAAUGGAAAGAAGACAUUAUCCAGAAUGAAUUUGAUAGCUCAUUUGUUGCAUCAUAUGAGCCUGUGGAUCAAAGCCAUUUGGAAAGAAAUGAGACACAGAUUCCAACAUACAAUACUUAUGAAGGCAAUGACAUGAUUUCAACAGAGAACAUUAAUGAAAUGCAGUUGCCAAUGGCCACUGAUCACAAUGCUAAAUCCUUACCAGCCGCCCUCCCGGAAGAUUUAUCAAUGUCAACUCCAGAGGUUCAUCACAUUCAAAGCCAAAUGCAUCAACUCCCGUUAACGAUGUAUCAGCACUCACAGACUCUAUACAGUGACCAUGUUGAUCCAUCGGGGGUGGAUCAUGGAGUUUAUCCAACCCAACAUGACCUCAGCUCAGUUGCUGCCACUUAUCCAUACAUUCCAUCAUCACAAACGCAACCAGACCAGAAUUUAGAAAAUAACCACGCUUCCUCGAAUCCCUAUCUAGCCACUUCCCAGCCACAAACUGUAGAAAACAUGGAGGACAAUACAGCUACUUCUCUUCCAUACCUAUCCAACCAGCCACAUCCUCCAUCACAUGUAGAGGAGGACCACAACUCUUCUUCUCAUCAGUAUGGUGAUGCAAUGCUGGAAAUGAGCAAUGCACAGAGGCCUGAGGGUCAGACAGUAAAACAUGCCCCUACAGACAAUGACUCCACAGAAAACCUGUCUCUCUCCACCCUGUAUGCCUAUUACUCCAGUCUGGCCUCUCAGUACUUGAAUAUGACGGGAUACAAUGGGUACACUCAACCUACAGAGGACCAGCAACAGUCUCAACAAAAUGUUUGAGAUAAACUCGGAUAUUAUUUCCACAAAGUACAUGUAUCAAGUUGGAACUCUUAUUCAAAAGAUUGUUUUAGCAGCUGCUGUAGUCGUGAAACACAUUUGAACUUAUUAGAUAUAAAUGUAGAUGUUUCUAUCAUCUUAAAUAUUACUUGUUAUAAUCUAUUAGAAUUGGUUAUUUAUACUUAUAGUCUACAUGUAUGUGUACAGUAAUAAAAGAUUGAAUAUA
Magallana angulata is the source of this 2519-nucleotide messenger RNA. RefSeq names its product zinc finger protein 251-like. Lineage: Eukaryota; Metazoa; Mollusca; Bivalvia; Ostreida; Ostreidae. The transcript has a single exon. The record is from RefSeq and is a predicted model, not a curated record. Bases 53 to 2296 code for a protein of 747 amino acids.